Molecule: messenger RNA, 1116 nt
Organism: Desarmillaria tabescens
Lineage: Eukaryota; Fungi; Basidiomycota; Agaricomycetes; Agaricales; Physalacriaceae
Exons: 5
Coding region: 1-1116 (371 amino acids)
Biological process (GO): mitotic telomere tethering at nuclear periphery; meiotic attachment of telomere to nuclear envelope
Cellular component (GO): nuclear membrane complex Bqt3-Bqt4
Molecular function (GO): DNA binding
Source: RefSeq, a predicted model, not a curated record
AUGUCCCUUCGCCCACCGAUGCCCUCCGGGCUUAAUCCUCACCUCAAGGCGACUCUUGAUUCUGGCAAUUUGCCACCCGUAAAGUACCAAAUAUUGAAUUGUCAAGGACAAGACAUUCUCGUGGGCAGAAUGAAGAUAGAGACAUCGACACCGUCAGGGCACGCUUUCAUCCUCAGGCGAUAUGACACUGGCGCAAUUAGCUUGACCACCAUGUUCCGCGCUGCGUUCCCAACCGCCUCUGAGCAAGAAGAGAAGGAAGAGGUAGCCUGGGUGAAGGAUAACUUUGACCUGACUGGCAACAAUGGAUCGUCCCGAGACACUUCAAUCAUUCGUCUGGCGGGCACUUGGGUUUCACCGCAGUUGGCUCUGUCUCUCGCAGAGGCCUACUCAUUAGGUGGUUUCAUUAACGUUGUUGUCAAUGCUAGGCCGGAUCCUACGGCCAACUACAGGCGAUCUGGAAAAGGCGCUGCCGCCGCUCCUCGAGCCACUCCCGCCUCCCCGGCGGGAUCAUCCAUUCCACCACCGCCCAAGGCCCCUCCAUCCCCCGCUCCCAAUCCGGCAAAACGCCGGAAAGAGUCAUCACCGUCUCCAGCUAAAUCUCUAGAGAAGCCACCCACCCUCCGACGAUCUGCUCGCACCAAGAGUCCUGCACCCCAAGUCUCAAUAGCUCCGCCGAAGUCCCCACGGGCAAAGACGCCCAGAAAGAGCACUCGACGAGAGCUUGUCGAUACCCCGGGUGGAUCAGAACAGACGGUGGUAGACGAAGAAGGAGAGAACGUUGAAGAUGUAAUGGGAUCACAGCUUCAUCAACAAGAUGUUGCUGAGCAGAAGGCCUUGAUCGAGGGACUGAAAGCAGAAAGGGGUGCGCUCAAGACCGAGCUGAAGACGGAAAGUGAUAUGGAUGUUGACGUCAAGCCCAAGAGCAAGAGAGGACGGGAAGAAGAGGAGGUGUUGAAGUUUGAACCCAAAGAGCAAGAGACUGAACCCCGAGUCAUCGCUACUAACAGUAGGGUUAGUCGAUGGCAGAUGGAACCCAAGACCAAAUCAGUGGCUUGGGGGGUGGCGGCGUUCUUGUUUGGUGCUGGUGCCGUAACUUUAUUGCCCAAUUUCUUUUGA